AUGCGUAAGACAUCAGCCAGGGCCAUUACAAGGGAAUCGGCUGGAAACUCCCUUGUUACAAGUCCACAGGGUAUUACCGUUAUUGCUGGUGCCAAGCGCAGACGCGAAAGUACCGAAUUGGGAGGACCCGUUGAUGUUCCCAAACCUUCCCGGGACGUGAUGGUUGCGGCAUUGGCAGAAGUCGGCGUCGACGUCGGAGGGUGCUCACUGGACCACGUACAGCUAUUUUCGCUCUACCGAAAGAACGCUAAUCCUUCCAAAGCCCGAAAACCAAACAAUCAAACUCUCCAAGACGAAAUCGAAGAGAUCGAAGGAAGAAAUGGCCGAUUGAUAGUGCUUCGAAAGCCGCCAAGCAAAAGACGCUCGGUCAAUUUUACUCUUCAAAUACCCCCCCUGGAGCGUGAACCUGCAAGAGGGACCAACUCCCAAAGCACUGAGGGAAACCAGGACACAAGGGACGAUGAUGAUGAGCUGAGUGAAGAGGCCACCAUCUUGAAGGAGUGGUGCGAUUCUGAUCCCUUUGGCGACCAAACUCAUUCCGCGGGCCUCGGUUCUGGAUCUCUCGUCAUCGACAAGUCUCGUACUACCCGCUCACCUUCACCCCAAUCGACCGCACCACUGAGUCCCCAUACUCACAACCGUUCUGCACCUGGUGCUCCACCUCGAGUGCCAGAUGGUAACUCUGACCGUCAUGAUUCUACUCACGAUCUUCGAGGAGCUUCUACCAAUCAAACCUCUCGUCAAACCUCUGGCGCUGGCGAUACUCGAAAAGAUCUCUCUUUUCUUCAUGCUGCUUCUGGUACUUCUUCUGACGAGGGAGAGGACCUCCUCGGUCCAAUUUUGGACCACCGUUUACGACCGCGGGAUGCUAAUUCUCGUCGGGUAUCCAAAACUCGCUGUGCUUCAGUAUCUAAGAAAGCAGGCCCAUCUCAGAAACAGAAGAUCACUCGCUUGUCACGUUCAGGAACCCAGGCGACUGCCGAUGACUCCGACGAGGACGACGAACAUGUAGUCGGUCUCUCUCGCAAGCCUCGUCGCAAAUCCAAAGUUUCGGGAGCAGUCCACUCUGACAGACAAGAGACGUCUGGGGAUGACAAUCCCCCUGCCGCCAUUGGUCGAGGUCGAGGACAACGUCGAGGUUCAGAUCGUGCUCGUGGCUCCUCUCGUGGACGAGGACGCGGACAAGGGCGUGGACGAGGCUCUGCAAGCGCUCGUCCCGACACCACCAAUCUUACUGUACAGAAAGUGUCAAAACCUUCCCGUGUCAAAAUCACUCCGAGACAAGGAAACCCGCUACAGCUACGAGUUACUUCCCCCCGAGAUUCUGCUUCCAACAUUCAAUCCACCAGUCAAAGAAGAAAGAAAAUCAUACCAGAUUCAGAUGAAGAGUGUCAUCUUGACAAUGCGCGGGAUGAUGACUGGACACCAGACGCCAAUCGGGAAGGUUCAAAUGAUGAAGACGAAGAAUUGAAUCAGCCAAAUGAAAGCAAUAAAGCACCUCGAAAAUCGAAGCAAUCUAAUCAACCGACGCGAUCCAAUGACGCUAACCGCCGGAAUACACCAGUGAACUUCAGUGGUGAUACAGCAAGUUCCCGAAGGAAGGGUAAAGGUCGAGCGACUAAUCAAGAUGCGGUUUCUGGGGACGACGAAGAAGCUGACAUACUUCAGAGAUGGAAGGACCACGACCUCAUGGGAGACACAUCACCUUUGGCUCGACCAGCAUCACCAAUCAUACCGGACCUUGAUGAUCCAUCGUCAUCAGUUCCAUUCGGAUCACACGCCACGGAAGAGAUGCGUAUUUUAUGCAAACAUCUGUCUGUUGUAAGCGCCAACACCUCCACAAAUAUCACCGAUAUUCGGCGCCUCAAUCAUCGGAUGGACAUGUUGUUUGAUCUUGUUCAGCGUGCUCUUUCCCGCGAGUCUACCGCACGCGGCUCUGCACCAAGAGGUGGGAGAGACGCGUCAAGUGCUAGGCAAAGCAGUGACGAAGAGAAAGAUUCUCCAUGUCCGAGAACCACUCCACAAAGAAGAUACGUCAGGAAGCUUAUCCGAGUGCUUUUAGGCUUGAAACCCGAUGACAAAGAUGCCCCACAUGGUGCUACACCCGCCGAAAAACGUAACUGGAACACGGACACCAUCACCAUCCAGGGGUUACUUGCAGAUGGGCCGGUUGAUCUGCAAGACACUGACAACACCGUCUUCACGAGUGGACUUGCGGCCCACGACAAGAGUCCUGGUUCAAUUAAAAUAAUCCGAGAUACGUUGUAUCAAGCGGGUGUGGCGAAAUUUCAACCGGAAUGGUCAGAACCCAUGGCUUCAGUCAACAACGCACACCUCUGCCGAGUCGCAACCGCCAUAUUCAUCAAACUUGUACAAUCUGGUGAAUAUUCUGGUGUCUCCAAGGAUGUGGACCCUGGCCAAAUUUAUCGAGUAAUUUUGAAUCAUUUGAAUGAUACCUGGCGUCGAAAAUUCCGCGAGAACCGUGAAUGGUCUCAGAACCGACUCCAAGAACGACAUAAAACAAAAGUUCAAAACAACCGAAUUUCCAAAGUCCGAGAAGCACGAAGUCAGUUUGUUAUGGCCCGGCCAAACUUGUGGGCCCUCACACCAGUUGUCCAGGCUUGCUGCAGCAAUGACGAAACCGAUUCCGAGGCUGACCAAGAGCAAGAUAGAAAAAUAUGCAAGAUUUGGCGAUUACCUUGGCGAAAUCCCUUACUUCAAAAAAUAUUUGAUGACAUAGACGCCGCCCGAGAAAGAAACAAUCCUGUGAACAGUUCCCCCGGAAACCAACCAAGAGUUCGUCAACGUGAUCCAAAUUAUCCUGUCAGCAAAAAAACACCACCAAAAGGCCUCAACGUUGAUUGUUAUUGUCCCUUGUGGCUGGAUGCAGUUGUUGGUCGGCGCGAACUGCUGAAAGUAGUUGAACAACCUAUCUUGGCUGCUGUAAAAAAAAACCUUGCAAGUGACGCAGCUAUCUCCCAAAUCGGACCAGAGUUGAUAGUACCUGGGAUCAAUGGGCCUGCGUCGGACUCGGAUCAUAGCGAAGGAGGUAAACAGAAUCUCGCGAAGAGAGUAUCAUCUUGGUCUCGCUCUUACAAAUCAACUUAUACAUUCACUCAAGUUUUCAGCUUACUCAUAUCUCACAUCAUGAGCCACGGGAAACAGCCUGUUUUCCUCUGCUUAUGCUCCAAAUGUAUCCAAGAAAGUCACCCGGUUGACGGCAUAGAUCAGCCAGGCCUUCUCAUUCCCCGCAUCACUUGUCAAAUUCACCGCGCCGCAGAUCAGCGAGCCAGUAUUCUAGCAAGUCUUCAAUCACGUCAUCGACCUAUGGUGACGAACGAUGAAGAGCGCGAAGAUGAUCAUUUGAUGGACGUCGACGACCGUGAUCGUCAGGAACCUCUCAACAAUCCUACGGAAGAUAAUUGUAUGGAUAUCGAGCGAACCAGUUCUUCCAAUCGUCGAAUAUCUCAAGGCUUCGAGGGAGAACCCACAAAUUCUGCCGAAAACAUCUUUGACACAACUGACUAA
Melampsora larici-populina 98AG31 is the source of this 3528-nucleotide messenger RNA. RefSeq lists its product as uncharacterized. Bases 1 to 3528 code for a protein of 1175 amino acids. The record is from RefSeq and is a predicted model, not a curated record. NCBI's taxonomy places the organism in Eukaryota, Fungi, Basidiomycota, Pucciniomycetes, Pucciniales, Melampsoraceae. The transcript has 10 exons.